AUGUAACAUUUUCAGAAAAUCCGAGCAACAUAGCCUAGCAUUAUGAUUCCUUUUCCCCAUGAAAUCUUAUCAUUUAAGCUUUAGUGAUUGAGUUACUUGAUACAUGUGUUGGUGGAAGGUAACUAGUAUCUGUAGAAUUAGUCGAGGUGCAAUGUGGCCUGGGAUUGAAGCUUAGUUUCAAAGUUGUUACUCCAACUGUUAAGACUGUUAUGUUGUUCCCCUUGGGUAUAACUUGUUAGUACUUAAUAUGCUAAAAGGUUUCAACUUUCAACUAUUUAUCUUUUGCAUAGGUUGCUAUUUUUGUUAUGCAAAUAGUUCUUAGCUAUAGUAUUGCUGCAACAUCAGGAGCCGGUGUCAAAUUGUUCGUCCAACGUUGGUUUAGCAAUAUUUGUUAGACAUUAUAUGCUGCCUUCGUCGUGAUGGCUGCAAAAAAAAUAAUUGCAAUGUGUCAAUCUGGUGGAGAAUUUGUGACCAAUAAUGAAGGCGGUUCUUUGAGUUACACGGGAGGGAAUGCACAUGCUGUAGACAUCGAUGAGAAUACGAAUGUGGAUGCCUUUAAGCAAGAACUAACAGACACAUUUAAGUUUAACGUUGAUGGAAUGGCUAUCAAGUAUUUUCUUCCGGGGAAUAAAAAGACACUCAUCACGGUAUCCAAAGAUAAGGACCUACAACGCAUGGUUAACUUCUUCAAGGAUUCUGAGCAAGUAGAAGUCUUUGUAGUUGCAGAAGGAGUUGGUGCACCCAAUGUUUCCAAUAUGCCUGCUAGCAGCAGGACAACUAUGUCAGAGACAGCACUUUCUCCUGCUACCCCUGUGGAUUUGACAAACCCUGACAGUCAGCUUGUGGUUGAUGCACCAGUGGAUACAACACCAUUAGAUAUUCUUCCGAGUAGCAAUGACGACAAGCACCGUAGGGCAGCUACACAGUGGGAAAACACUAUUACUGGUGUGGACCAAAGAUUCAGUAGUUUUACUGAACUUCGUGAAGCCUUACAUAAGUACUCAAUAGCCCAUGGAUUUACAUAUAAAUAUAAGAAGAAUGAUAGUCACAGAGUAACGGUUAAAUGCAAGUCUGAGGGUUGUCCUUGGCGUAUAUAUGCAUCAAGGUUGGCUACCACCCAACUGAUAUGUAUUAAGAAAAUGAAUAGAAACCAUACAUGUGAAGGAGCUGCUGUGAAAGCCGGAUAUCGAGCAACAAGGGGAUGGGUGGGAAAUAUAAUUAAGGAGAAGUUGAAAUUUUCUCCCAAUUACAAGCCAAAGGAUAUCGCCACUGACAUUAAACGUGAAUAUGGCAUUCAUUUGAACUAUUCUCAGGCAUGGCGUGCAAAAGAGAUUGCAAGAGAGCAACUUCAGGGUUCUUAUAAAGAAGCAUACAGUCAGUUACCGUCAUUCUGUGAGAAAAUCAUGGAAACUAAUCCUGGUAGUCUUGCUACAUUUGCCACAAAGGAGGACUCGAGUUUUCACCGGCUAUUUGUCUCCUUUCAUGCUUCAAUAAAUGGCUUUCAACAGGGCUGCCGCCCUCUUCUUUUCCUUGAUAGCACUGUUCUCUAUGCAAAAUAUCAAGGAACCCUGUUGGCUGCCGUGGGUGUUGAUGGGAAUGAUGGUGUCUUUCCAGUAGCUUUUGCAGUUGUAGAUGAAGAGACAGAUGACAAUUGGCAUUGGUUUCUUUCUGAACUUAAAUCUGCUGUCUCAACCUCUCGACCAAUAACAUUUGUUUCUGCUUUCCAGAAUGGUAUAAAUGAGUCAUUGUCUGAUAUAUUCAGCAAAGAUUGCUAUCAUGGUUAUUGUCUUCGGUACCUUGGUGAGAAAUUAUAUAAGGAUCUGCAUGGGAGGUUUUCACAUGAAGCAAGGCGUCUUUUGAUCCAAGAUUUAUAUGCUGCUGCUUAUGCUCCAAAAGUGGAGGAUUUUGAGCGCUGUGUUGAGAACAUAAAGGCCAUCUCACCUGAUGCUUACAGUUGGGUCGUACAAAGUGAUCCUGAACAUUGGGCAAAUGCCCUUUUUGGUGGGGCAAGGUAUGACCACAUGACUACUAACUUUGGACAACUUUUUCGUGAUUGGGUAUCCGAUGUGAGUGAGUUUCCAAUUACUCAGAUGGUUGAUGCCUUGCGAGGGAGGAUGAUGGAACUGAAUUAUACAAGGCGUGUUGAUUCUAGUCAUUGGCUUACAGGACUGACACCUUCUAUGGAAGAAAAGCUUCAAGAUGAGACGUCAAAGGCAAUAUCACUUCAGGUAUUACACUCACAUGGGAGCACAUUUGAGGUCCGUGGUGAAGCCGUUGAUAUAGUUGAUAUUGAUAAUUGGAACUGCACCUGCAAAGCAUGGCAGCUUAAUGGGUUGCCUUGCUGCCAUGCUAUUGCUGUUCUCGAACGUCUAGGAAGGAGCCCAUAUGAAUAUUGCUCCAGAUACUUCACAACUGAGAGCUAUCAUUUGACAUACUCAGAAUCAAUCAACCCAAUACCCCUUCUGGAAAAACCCGUGAUAGCUGAAGUAGACAUGGAAAUCUUGGUCAGCCCUCCUCCAACCAAACGUCCACCUGGCCGACCAAAGAUGAAACAACCGGAUACAGUUGAUAUACUUAAACGUCAACUUCAGUGUAGCAAGUGCAAGGGCCUGGGCCACAAUAAGAAGACGUGCGAGAAGGUAAAUAAAAUUGAUGGAUCUGAUCCGCUACUUCUUACUGGACCGGUGGUAGCUGAAGAACCUGAAGUCACUGCAUGAUAUUUGGUAUCUUCUCCUCCUAUGUAUAUAAGAAAGUCUUUCGUCAAGUUUAGAUACUAGUCUUUGAUGCCUUUUGGGAGAGAAGUGGAUGGGGUAUAUCUUUUAGGUAGACUUUUGUAUACUAAAUGGAAUAGAGUGAAAUGGGCAGUUUCAAUUCGUAUAGCCAACCGUGACUUGCUUGAGAUGAAGGCGUAGUAGUUGUUGUUGUUUGUAAUUCAGACUAUGCAACUAGAAUGAUGGUGGUAGUUAUAAGAGCAGGAUCAAAGGAUAUUUUCAAGUGUCCGACCAUAGCUUUCUCGAGUAUCUGUCUUGCAGGAUAGACAACAGAUUGCCAUAAACAAAUCGAAAGUGUUUGUUUGGAUGGGCAUAAUAUGAUGCUCUAAGGGCAUUGUGAUAUUGAAAAGUGAUUGAAUGAUUCAAAGAGUUUGCUCCCAUUCUAUCAGCAGUAGAAAUAUACUUCAAAAAUGUAUAGGGAUUCAAGUAUCUCUGCAUAUUUUCAUGUGUUAGUACCUUGCUUUGAAUGUUGUCAAUGUUAUUAUUGUGAGAUUAUUAUAAUAUGAUAGGUAGAAUAGAAACAGGGAUAAUGUAUUUCUGGCUAAGCCUAUUUGCUUCAAAAUUAAUG
Solanum stenotomum is the source of this 3339-nucleotide messenger RNA. RefSeq lists its product as uncharacterized. The transcript is spliced from 3 exons. Gene Ontology annotation, molecular function: zinc ion binding; protein binding. The record is from RefSeq and is a predicted model, not a curated record. Bases 420 to 2717 code for a protein of 765 amino acids. Lineage: Eukaryota; Viridiplantae; Streptophyta; Magnoliopsida; Solanales; Solanaceae.